UCGCACUUCAAGGGCGCCCACGAUGGAAUCGGGGGUCUGCUGAAGACCCUCAUGAGAGAGGCCGAGAAGAGAGGCUUCCGCAUCCACGACACCGCCGCCGCGCACGACUUUCUUUCAGCAUACGCCAAGAGCAAAGAAGAGGAUGCAGGAGGUUGCUUGGGGAAGUGGUCGCCCUACAAGAUCGCAAACUUCAAAAUGGAGCUGAUUGGAGCCAACGAGAUCCCCCGCCCGCGUGUUGAUCUGACGGGUAUCCCUGGAAGUUCCAAGUUGUACCAGUUCAUGGGGGCGGAGAACCAGGAACAGAGGCUUAGAAGUAGCCUAGGGGUGGAACCAGCAGAUUCUGGAGUCGUGGUAGUAGCAGGGAAUGAACACGCGAACCCUGGCCCCGAAGUAGUCGGACCAGCCCCGCGCCCCGAAAAGGUUACGAGAAAGUACACGUGCCGUGUUCGCAAGGCGUCGUGCUACUGUUCUAAGUGCAGGGUAGGAUCGUACCCGGACUGCAUGGUUGCAAAGAACUACCCCGAGAUCGUUGGCAAGGUACAUGAGAAAUCAGGAAAGGAUAGACUGGUUCCUGCUGCCGACAGUUGAGCAAAAAAGUCGAUAGCUUCGAGUGCCUCACUUACCGUAUUUUUUUUGUUCAAUAUCUCGUUUGUGGUUAUCGCUGUUGCUGCUGCUGCUGCUGCUGCUGCUGUUUUGUGUUGUGUUGCUGUGUAUAGCGUGCUAUGCUGUUCUGUGCCGCCGGUGAUGCUGCGUUGCCGUUGAGGAAACUAACAGAUAAGCCGGGAUGUACUCUUUGGGUGUGUUUUACCGUCA
Molecule: messenger RNA, 813 nt
Organism: Ectocarpus sp. CCAP 1310/34
Lineage: Eukaryota; Phaeophyceae; Ectocarpales; Ectocarpaceae
Source: the annotation of a GenBank genome assembly